AAAUGCAUUAAAAAUUGACAUAAAAUGUGGAAAUAGAAAAGAGAAUAGUGCAAAAACCUAAAAAAAAUUAAAAGUUUUUUGCCUAAGAAAGUGUAAAUAAAUAAUAAAGUAAAGUUUUUAAGUGAUUUGGUGUGCAAUUAGGAUAAUAAAACCUUCAAAAUGAUCAUAAGGAUUAUACUAAUAUUAACAGUAAUCAUUACAUCUAUCGCUUUGUCACUUGGUCAAUCAUCAAACAAAGAAAAUGAUGGACAUUGUAUAUGGCGCGGAGUUUGCUACAAUGAUGGUUCAAAAAAGAAAAAUUGUGCCUACAAUGGAACUGCACUUCCAUUGGAUUCAACGGGAGUUGACGCUCUAAUGCAAUGGUGCUCGCAUAUGCUGCCUAAAGAUAAAGCAGAUAAUGUGUUAACGUGCUGUGAUAAUGAACAGUUGAUUGAGUUCAAUAAUCAAAUUAAGCUAGCUUCUGGCAUUCUUAACCGCUGUCCAUCAUGUAUGAAUAACUUUGUCAGACAUAUUUGUGAGUUUAGUUGCAGUUCACAUCAAUCGGACUUUAUAAAAGUGAAGAAAACUGAAUUCAAUCCAGACAAUGAGAAUAAAGAAUAUAUUGAUGAGAUUGACAUCUAUAUCGCCGACGAGUAUUUUAGUGGAGCAUAUGAUUCAUGCAAGCAUGUGAUAUAUCCAUCAACAGGACAGCUAGCGCUAGACUUGAUGUGUGGUGAAUAUGGUGCUGCUAAAUGUUCCCCAGCUAGAUGGUUUGGUUCAAUGGGUGAUUCAAAUAAUCCUUUUGUUCCAUUCCAAAUUAAUUAUUUGCCACAAAAUUCUUCAAGUCGUGAUGAUGAAAUUAAGCCAUUAAAUCCAAAGGUCAUACCAUGCAAUCAGCAGGUUGAUAGAUAUGAUGGAAAAGGGAAGUUGCCGCCAUGUUCAUGUGUCGAUUGUCAAUCGUCAUGCCCGAUACCUCCAAAACCAGAACCCAUUCCACAGAAAUUUGUUAUUUGGGGUUUGGAUGGAUAUGCUGUGAUUAUGUUUUUCAUCUUCUUAUUGGGAAGUUUAAUAUUUAUAAUGGGUGCAGGAUGUUGCUCAACAUCCGAAUCGGAGGUGUCGGUGGAAUCAUAUUUACAUGAGCAGAUUGGAAGACGAUUGGCCGAAGAUAGAUUAUCGUCAUCUGGUGAUAUUGCGACUGAUCGUGAAGAUUCUCCAUUGCAGAGCAAACGUUCGAGUAUGUCAAGUCAAUCAUAUGAUAAUGAUCAGGAAUUGAGAACACAUCCGUCGGCAAUUAUUGAUAAUGAACUUGAGGAAGAAAGCGGAUAUUUCGAAAAGCUCGGCGCAAAAACAGAACAUUUUCUCGAACAAUUUUUCACUGUGUGGGGUACAUGGUGUGCAAAUAAUCCAUGGAAUGUUUUAUUACUAGGUUGCAUUUUCAUUAUAUCCUUGGGCUAUGGCCUUCGAUUUCUGCAUGUUACUACAAAUCCCGUUGAAUUAUGGGCUUCGCCUCAUUCACGAUCGCGUAUUGAGCGAGAUUAUUUUGAUACACAUUUUGGGCCAUUUUACCGUAUCGAGCAAAUUAUCAUAACAUCAAAAAAUAUCAAGCCACUCGUUCAUCAAACAUCAAGUGGAGUUGUCACCUUUGGCCCUGUCUUUAAUGAGACAUUCUUAAUGAAAGUUCAUGAGCUACAAGAAUCAAUUAAGGAGAUUGAUGGAGGCUCGCUCAAAAAUAUUUGUUUUGCUCCACUCAGAUCGCCAUACUUGGACGAAGAAAUUGAUGUGUCACAAUGUGUCGUUCAGAGUGUUUGGGGCUACUUCCAGGAUUCCAUAGAGACAUUCGAAGAAACAUCUGAUGAUCCUGAUGGAUUUGUUGAAAAUUAUUUGGAUAGAUUCCUUAAAUGCUUUAAUAAUCCUUAUGACACUGACUGUUUAGCUCCGUACGGUGGCAUUAUUGAUCCGGCUGUUGCACUUGGUGGAUUUUUAAAGCCUGGCGAUACAUUAUCAAAGAAUCCACAUUAUGAAAAUGCGACAUCAGUUAUUCUUACAUUCCUUGUUAAUAAUCAUUAUAACGUAUCAGAAUUGACAGAUGCUUUACUUUGGGAAGAGAAAUAUGUAGCAUUAAUGAAGAAUUGGACAUCAGAUGGAAAUACAACAAAGUAUCUUGAUAUAGCAUUUACAUCAGAGCGCUCAAUUGAAGAUGAAUUAAAUCGUGAAUCAAAAUCAGAUAUUUUUACAAUACUCGUGUCAUACCUCCUCAUGUUUGCAUAUAUAGCAAUCUCUUUGGGACAUGUUGAUGAAUGUGAUCGAGCCAUGAUUGAUAGUAAAAUAACAUUAGGAAUUGGUGGUGUUAUAAUUGUUCUUGCAUCCGUCGUUGCGUCUGGUGGAUUUUUCGGAUAUAUGGGCGUACCUGCAACUCUCAUCAUCUUUGAAGUUAUACCAUUUUUAGUUCUUGCCGUUGGCGUAGACAAUAUAUUUAUUUUGGUACAAACUCAUCAGCGUGACGUUAAACGACCUAACGAAACAAAUGCAGAACAUAUUGGAAGAACUCUUGGCAAAGUUGGUCCUUCAAUUCUCCUCUCAUCAAUUAGUGAAUCCACAUGCUUCUUUCUCGGUGGAUUGUCUGAUAUGCCUGCUGUGAAGGCUUUUGCAUUAUAUGCUGGUAUGGCACUCUUCUUCGAUUUUCUGCUACAAAUAACAUGCUUUGUGAGUUUAUUAGCAUUGGACACAGCACGGCAAUCGGAAAAUCGAUGGGAUGUUUUAUGCUUCUUGCGUGGAUCGAAAAAAGAUUCAGGACAUUCGACACAAGUAAAGGAAACUGUACUUUAUAAAUUCUUCAAAGUCAUUUACGUGCCUUUUCUAAUGAAAAAAGUCGUAAGGAUGUUUGUCAUGGUAUUCUUCUUCGGAUGGCUAUGCUCAAGUAUUGCUGUCGCUCCACACAUACCAAUUGGACUUGAACAAGAGCUGUCAAUGCCAAAGGAUUCAUUCGUGCUUAAAUAUUUCCAGUAUUUGCAAAGCUAUCUCUCCAUUGGACCUCCAGCGUAUUUUGUCGUUAAGAAUGGCUUAAAUUAUUCAAAUUCGCUUGAUCAAAAUCUAAUAUGCGGUGGACCUUAUUGUAAUUCCGACAGUUUAUCAACGCAACUUUAUAUCUCUUCGAAAAUACCCGAAUCAACCUUUAUCGCAAGACCUUCAAGUAGUUGGAUCGAUGACUACUUUGACUGGUCUCAACUGGAAGCAUGCUGCAAACAAAGAGAUGGUGAUUUCUGUCCGCAUGGAGACUAUGAAUGUCAAUCUUGUAACAUAACUCUAAACAAUAUGACUCGUCCAAUACCAAGUCAGUUCGAUAAAUAUGUCAGCUUCUUCCUUGAAGAUAAUCCCGAUUCAUCAUGCGCAAAGGGCGGACAUGCAGCAUAUGGAGCUGCCGUUAAUUUACAGAAGACAAAUCGAUCGCAGGCAGUUGGUGCGAGCUGUUUUAUGACGUAUCAUACGAUAUUAAAAUCCUCAUCUGACUAUUUUGAAGCAUUAAGAUCAGCACGAAAAAUUUCUGACAAUAUAACGAAAACAAUACAUGCAUCAUUGAGGUUGUCAGGACGACCGGAAUCAGAAAUACAAAAUGUUGAAGUUUUCCCAUACUCAGUCUUUUAUGUUUUCUACGAGCAAUAUUUGACAAUGUGGCCUGAUACAGUUAAAAGUAUGGGAAUUUCCGUUCUAUCAAUUUUCCUCGUUACAUUCCUACUUAUGGGAUUUGAUAUACACUCAUCAAUUGUCGUUGUCAUUACAAUUACAAUGAUUGUAAUCAAUAUUGGUGGACUAAUGUUUUAUUGGAAUAUAUCAUUGAAUGCCGUCUCACUGGUUAAUCUCGUUAUGGCAGUAGGAAUUUCAGUUGAAUUUUGUUCACAUCUCGUACACAGUUUUAGUGUGUCUGUAGAAGAUACUAAAGUAAAGAGGUCAGCAGAUUCCCUCACAAAAAUGGGAAGUUCAAUAUUCUCCGGAAUUACACUGACGAAAUUUGCUGGAAUUCUCGUACUUGGUUUCGCUCAGAGCCAAAUCUUUCAAGUAUUCUAUUUCCGAAUGUAUCUUGGAAUUGUCGUGUUUGGUGCAGCACAUGGAUUGAUCUUCUUGCCUGUCUUACUAUCUUAUAUUGGCGUGAUGCGCCGUAAAUAUCGACGAGAUAACGAUCGAAUCGUCUCCACCACAAACACCAGUAAUAGUUCUAAAGAAGAAAGCAUUGAUGAAGAUAAACCUCUUCUCGUGCAACAACAGCAGCAAUCAGAUCAACAGCCACAUUCCUCCACCUACGGAUCUAUAAACUAGUAACUUUCUUUUCCUAUUUAUAUUUAAACUGAGAAAUCCUUUCGUUCUUAACGAAAAUGAAAUCAUAUUUUUUUAUAAACGAAUUGUAAGAGACAGGGAAUCGUACUCAUCAAAACUAUAUAAAUAAUAAUAAAUACAGAGAUAUAGAGAAGCUUGUUGUUGCAGCUUCAAACAUACGUAUAAAGUACAUAGAGGGAAAUCACGAAAUUUAGGAAUAAAAGGAUCGUGUUGACAUGAAAAGGUAUGGCAAUCGAGGGGUUUACUAAUCUCUAGCUUGUUCUGAGGAUUUUCUUUAUCUAGAAUUGUAUCGACAAAGACUUUUUAUUAUCAAUCCUAAAUAAUCUCGAAUAGUUCUGUUAAUUCUCAGUGUUCGUGUCUAUUCUAAAUCAUUGAGGAUUUCUUUUGAAUCUGCUUGGAUGUUUGUGA
Messenger RNA from Chironomus riparius, 4716 nucleotides. The record is from the annotation of a GenBank genome assembly. Lineage: Eukaryota; Metazoa; Arthropoda; Insecta; Diptera; Chironomidae.